Seminavis robusta is the source of this 597-nucleotide messenger RNA. Lineage: Eukaryota; Bacillariophyta; Bacillariophyceae; Naviculales; Naviculaceae. The record is from the annotation of a GenBank genome assembly.
AUGGCCCAGAUCAAACUCGAUGCUACUGCUGAUUCUUACAACUUGUUUGCCGUUCCUGAACCGCUCAAGAAGCGGUUUGAGGCGUACAAAGGGAAAAGAUCGGCGGUGGAUGCCUUUGAUGAUGAAGAAAAUGAAGCAAAACCAACCAAGUCGACAACAAUUGCUCCACUCCGCGUCAAAAAAAAGACAACCACAUCGGCCAAAUCUUUCUUUGCCAACAAAACCACUACCAAAACCACCAGUACUACUACAACCAGCAAAGCAGGUUCGAAAGGAAAAACAAGUCAACCCUCAAAGGCAAAGCAGUCUUCUUCGUCCUUUUUUAAGCCCAAGAAUGGUGGAGCCAGUCAACCAGGAACCACUCUGUCCGCUAAGGGAAAGGUUCACAAUAAGAAGGGCAGCGCUGACGAGGAGAAAGAAAACGUUCGAAACAAAGCGUCCAAGGUCGGUAAUGCAGACGAUUUCGUGGGGGAUGCUGAUGCGAUGACGACGACGAGAAUGGAGAGCGACGACAUGCUUUCUCGGAUGAUGACGACGAGGAGGUCGAAGAGAGCAAACCGGCGGCAGCAAAUGAUGGGGCAACCAAAGAAGAUGUAG